AUGAUCUCACUCGUACAAUUUGGGAUUGUUUUAUUCGUCGGCCUGGGGAGUAUCACCUAUGGCUACGGAUCCAGCAUCAUUGCUACCACCACUGGACAACCCACCUUUAUUUCCUACUUUGAGCUUGAUACCAGAUCCAACGCAGAUGAUCUUUUGGGGGCCAUAAAUGGUCUCUUCUCCGUGGGAGGCUUGUUUGGCUGCAUCUCGUGCUUCUGGAUUCCCGACAAAUGGGGUCGCAAAAAAGCAAUCAUGUUUGCGUCUUUUACAUCCAUUGUUGGGAAUGGCCUCGCCGCGGGGAGUGUGCACAUCGCCAUGUUUAUCGUUGCCAGACUCAUCACCGGCUUCUCCGUAGGAGCCCUGGUGAGUCUUGUUCCACUAUACCAGAGCGAGAUCUCCCCACCAAAGAUUCGCGGUCUGCUUGUGGGCAUGCACGGUACAGGCAUCGCCACCGGCUAUGUUGCUGCUAGCUGGAUCGGCCUGGGUUUCUACUUUGUCAAAGCAAGUGGCACUCAAUGGAGAAUGCCCCUGGCAAUCGGGGCGUUGUGGCCUCUCCUGCUUGCUGGUGGUGUGCUAUUGAUCCCAGAGUCUCCACGUUGGUUGUUGACCAAGGACCGUCCCGAGGAUGCUCUCAAGGCGUUCAAGGCUUGCCGCACCGAGUCCGGGCCUCGCAAUGACGAGCACGCUAUUACCGAGGAAUUCCAUCUGUUGCAUUCUCAGGUCAUCGAGGAGUUGAAGGAUCAUGUGCCAUUAAAGGAGUUCUUCACCAGACCAGCCCUCCGCAAGAGGUCCUGGAUCGGCUGGUUGACCAUGGUGGCGGGUCAAUGUACCGGAACCAUUGUUAUCAACAACUACGGACCUUUUCUCUACAGAAAUCUUGGCUUCACCGUCGUCAACCAGCUUCUAAUCCAGUGUGGCUGGAUUACCGUGUGCCUUCUCGGCAAUGCCUUCAACGCUGCAGUCAUUGAUUACUUUGGAAGAGUUCGAAUGCUCGUUUUUGGGCUCGCUGGAGAUGUGAUCGCCCUUGCUGGCGAGUGUGCUACGGUUGCUGUCUAUCAACGAACGGGCUCAGAGGCAGCCGCCAAAGCAGCCGUGUUCUUCCUCUUCCUCCAUAUUGGAUUCUACGGCUGGACGAUUGACGCCAGCACGUACAUCUAUGCUACCGAGAUCUUCCCCAACCCUCUACGGGCGCGCGGUAUCGGAAUUUCUUGUGCCGGUCUCUUCAUGGCUAUCAUUGUCUUCACCAGUGCCGCACCCACCGCAUUCAACACUAUUGGAUGGAAAUACUAUCUCGUCUUCACCAUUCUCACCGCCAUCAACACCGUUGUCAUCUUCCUCUUCUUCCCAGAGACCAAGGGUAUGGCUCUCGAGGAUGUUGCCGAAAUCUUCGGCGACGGUAUCGUCCUCACAGACACCCGCGAAGAACAGAUUCAUCAGCGCUUCAAGCAAUCUCACUAUCGUACUGAAGUCCUCGACGAGGUGACCCGCGACGAGCCAAUUCAAUUGGACAUGAAAGAAGGCUCAACAAAGGUCGAACAUAUACCAUGA
Fonsecaea pedrosoi CBS 271.37 is the source of this 1545-nucleotide messenger RNA. RefSeq lists its product as uncharacterized. Gene Ontology annotation, molecular function: carbohydrate:proton symporter activity. Lineage: Eukaryota; Fungi; Ascomycota; Eurotiomycetes; Chaetothyriales; Herpotrichiellaceae. Bases 1 to 1545 code for a protein of 514 amino acids. Gene Ontology annotation, cellular component: membrane. The record is from RefSeq and is a predicted model, not a curated record. Gene Ontology annotation, biological process: transmembrane transport; carbohydrate transport. The transcript has 7 exons.